GCUCUCCGCAGCUGUCAGAGGAGCUGUGAGUGCGAGUUUUGGUUUGCGAUCGUGCGUUUCAAGGAUCUUGAAUUGCGUGUGUUUGCUGCAGUUGCACUUGAAACUUCGUUUACAUUCUUCAGCGUGUAGGAGAUGCCGACCUGCUGCGUGCAACGCUGCAGAUCGCGCUCUCUUCGCAAAGAGCCUGGAGUUUCAUUCCAUUCGUUUCCAAAAAACCCACAGCUAAGAGCAAAAUGGAUCGAGGCCUUGGGGAAAGACGUGAACUGGGUGCCGCCAGAGUGGAGCCGAGUUUGCUCGAAGCACUUUCACCCAGACGACUUCGUCCAAACGCAGUCUCUCGUCCGACUUCGUCCAUGUGCAGUUCCCAAAUUUUUCCCACAACAUGAGCAUGCUGGAACCACAAGUGGGGCUGAAGCUACAGUGGAAGGCACAAUGGACAUCCCUACUGAAGACAGCACCCUGUCACACAUUUCACAAGUGCUCCCUGUAGAAGAGGUUGCUUCUACAUCAUUCGCAGCACCACUGCAAACACAGGGGCGAGCCAUAGAGACUAGCUUUGAGCUGCUGUGGGACCCUCUCACCACUAUGGAAAUGGAAGUGGAUAGUUGCAGUCCUUCCACAGAACACCUCCCUCUUGAGCUGGUGUCCCAAAUGAGCCAGGUAGUGGCUCCACCAUCACUGAUGAACCUCGUGACACAAAAGGGCACGUCACCAAUUCCCUGUGACUCUCUGGUUGACAUGCAGGCGGAGAGUUCUAGUUCUGUGAUGGGAGGUGCACCCUCUGUGGAGCAAGUUCAACAGGAAUCCCCCGUGCUAUCACAAGAAUACAUGGAGGAAAAGGAACAGCAUGUUUCUGAACUCCUGUGGGACCCUCUUGUCAGCGUGGACACUGAGGAAGCUGAAGGACCACGAGAGGGCACAAGUGGAUCUGCACUCGAGGAAGACUCAUCCCCUGGUUCUGGAAACCAUGCAAGUCAGGUUGAAGAGGAAAGAUUUACUUCCCUCCCUGGCCCUUCUACAAGUGCGCAAAAGUUAUGGGCAAAAUCCACAGCUGAUACUCCAGAGAAAGCCUUCUUAAGAGAACGGGUCAAGUGUUAUACGUCCCUACAUACCAAAAGCAGCAAACAGAUAAAGAGACUUCAACAGGCAAAUCGACGUUUAAAGAAAAGAAAUGCGGGGCUGAAAGGUGUGAUUAAGGAUUUAACAAGACAGAAGAUCCUGCUUGAGGAGAAUGUUGCAGUUUUGGAGAGCCUUGGUGCUACAAAUCAAGAAUUAUUGAAAAGACAGGUUGCAAAACGCACAGGAAAUCCCCUCCCCACACAGUACUCACCUCAGCUGCGAGCAUUUGCAUUGACUUUACAUUUUUAUUCACCUCGGGCCUAUAACUAUGUACGGAGUGUAUUCGACACCUGCCUGGUUCUCAAAAGAAGCUCUGAAUGCAUUGAAAAUGAAAGCAACAGAGAAUAG
Molecule: messenger RNA, 1467 nt
Organism: Ornithodoros turicata
Lineage: Eukaryota; Metazoa; Arthropoda; Arachnida; Ixodida; Argasidae
Exons: 15
Coding region: 133-1467 (444 amino acids)
Molecular function (GO): sequence-specific DNA binding
Source: RefSeq, a predicted model, not a curated record